AUGUUUAUUAUAAUAAGAGUUAAAAUGAGUUUUCCAAUAUUAACAAAAAUUCCUCCGUAUGUAUCACCUGCAGAUCAGCAACAAGAGAAAUCAGGUAUAGUCGGAUUUCGAGCAAAAAUAAAACAAACAAUUGGUUUAAACAAAUCAACAACAUUAAUAAAUGCUACUAAUAAAAAACAAGAACGAUUCAAUGAUUUACAACCGGAAAGUCAAGAAAUGGUUUUACGUGCGUUUGAAGUAUUUCAUCAACAAAAUAUUGAAAGUGCAAUAACAGUCAUGAAUGAAAGUCGAGAUUUAUUAAGACAAACAAUGGAAGAGUUUACACAAGAACAAGAAGAAUAUCGACGACAAUUAGAAGAUAUGACAAAAAAUAGAAAUAACCCUAAACGCCGAAAAGAAAAUGCCGUACCACUGGCAGUUUAUAUGAAACAAAAACGGGAUGCAUUAGAUACAGGACGACCUGAUGCAGAACUGGAUCCGAUAUAUCAAGCCUAUUUUGAAGCACUAUUAGCUGAUGACAAAAGUCAUCAACAUCCAACAGAUAAAGCAGCUGUAGUCAAAUAUAUACGUCGACGAGAACGACGAAAACGAGCAGAAGAAAAUCGAAAACACUACGAAAUGACGGAUGCCAUAUUGGAACAACAAACACAAGAGAUAAUUCAACAUAUGGGAGGUAUGGAUAUUAAACUAGAAAAUGAACGUCAACGUCAAAAUGAAUUAUUGAAACAACGAAUGGAAGAGAAAAAAGUAAAACAGUAUGAUAUAACAGCUAAAGCAAACGAUAUUAUGGAAAUGGCACAUGAAGGAGAACUAGCUCGUCAACGUAUAGAGCAGAGUCAACGUGAGAAAAUUGAUGCUCGUUUAUCUGCUGCACGUUUACAUCGUACACCCACGAAUUUAAUUCAUGUUCAUGGACAAGACGAUGACACUGUUGACAACGAGUUAACAACAGCAACAAAAAAUUCUAUUCAAUUACUAAGUGGAAGUAACAAUAAUGAACGACUCUUUCGUUCACAUACGCCUGUCUAUGGUGACGAAAAUAUCGACGAAAAAACAAUUGCUAAUGUUUAUAUAUAA
Molecule: messenger RNA, 1077 nt
Organism: Didymodactylos carnosus
Lineage: Eukaryota; Metazoa; Rotifera; Eurotatoria; Philodinida; Philodinidae
Source: the annotation of a GenBank genome assembly